CGGGUGGUCAGGAACAAAGUGACCCCUGUGUCAAGUCCAACUAAGGCAUCUUACACAAGCCUGUCUGAAAGUCGGAAGAAGGAUGACAAGUCUGAGGUCACCCCAAGAGCUAAUGGAUCUGUGCCUACAGAGAGCAAGGAAUCAAAGCAGCCAGCAGAGGAAGACUGUGAUGGACAAGACACCGACACAGGAGCGUCUUCAGACAACCACCUUCAGCGAGUCGUACCCGACCAGCAUGCGUGACAGCUACUACGACACAGAACCAGCCAAGCCUAUUGUGAUCAGAACUAAAGACUUAGACCCUGACCCCAAGGGCAGCACAAACUUAAACCCUCCCACCCCAAACAUCAAACUGUUAACGGCAUUGGAACAGGGAUGGGAUUAA
Messenger RNA from Haliotis rubra (blacklip abalone), 385 nucleotides. RefSeq lists its product as uncharacterized. NCBI's taxonomy places the organism in Eukaryota, Metazoa, Mollusca, Gastropoda, Lepetellida, Haliotidae. The record is from RefSeq and is a predicted model, not a curated record. The coding region runs from base 83 to 385 and encodes 100 amino acids. The transcript is spliced from 5 exons.